Volvox carteri f. nagariensis is the source of this 6855-nucleotide messenger RNA. RefSeq lists its product as uncharacterized. Lineage: Eukaryota; Viridiplantae; Chlorophyta; Chlorophyceae; Chlamydomonadales; Volvocaceae. The coding region runs from base 1 to 6855 and encodes 2284 amino acids. The transcript has 20 exons. The record is from RefSeq and is a predicted model, not a curated record.
AUGGACAAGUUCUAUUGUCGAGCUUGCCAUGAAGAGGGCGACCUCAUCUCGUGCGAUGCAUGCGGCGACGGUUACCGUGGCGCACGCGCCGCCGCCGCUGUUUCAGCACCAGCACCUUCAGUCUCUUACCAUGCGACCCACAUCGCUCCUGCCCAGCAAUCCGCACUAACGUUAGCAGCAGCUGAAGACGGCGCAGGAACAUCAGCUUCCGGAGCUGCACAGCUCCCACCGCCGCCACAACCGCUGCUCGUUCAUGCCCGCUGCAUGGCGGCCUCCGAGGAGUGUCCAGGCCGCCAGGCCGACUGGUACUGCCCCGCGUGUCGCUGUGUUUUCUGCGGCGAGGGCUGCUACCUAGUAACGUCCGUGCCAGCUUAUGCAAACACAUGGCAUGCUUUGGGCGCGGCGGUACCGACCGUGCCCCUCUUAAGCGGAGCGUCUGGCAACGGCAGCGGCAGACCAGUGGGUCGCUCAGCUGCGCUGGCCGCUGGGCCGGCGGCGGUCCCGGCCACGGAGCAGCGCCGAGGCGAUGUGGCACAGCUUGCUGUAUGGCGGAUGAUGACGAGUCGGGUGGCUGCAGAACAGGUUGGAGAGGGAAGGUGGGAGGGGAGGUUAGACCAGGGCCGGACAACCCAUGGGGCGCCAGCACCGGCACUAGCGGCAGCACCGGCACCAGCAGCCCCAUGGCCCCUCCUGGAGCAAUGCCAACGCCAUGCCGCCAGCGCCGACAGUCCUCUGGAGCUUGAACAGCGUCUUGAUGUGGAGGUCUUGCCCAAUCCGCGCCGCGAUCCCGAGCUGAACUGGCCGCUACGGGAAUUGCUUCAGAGGGUGUUGCAGACCCCGAAAGUCGCUUGGACGCAGCAGCAACAACAGCAGCCUGAUCGAAAUGAGCUUGAGGUAGAGCCGCCCCUGGAGCCCCAGGCCAAGCGGAGCCGCGUUGCAGGACCUGACGAUGACCGCAUGGCGGCAGCAGGAGCAGCAGGAGCUGCCCCUUUCGUUGCGCCGCCGUCCUUCACGCAACUUCUCUGCGGCGGUGACGACGACGACGGCGGCGGCGACCCUCCAGGCGGACCCAGCCCCUACAGCAUUUUUGGGGUGCUGCAAGUUAAUAGUCCACCGCAGCAGCAGCAGCAGCCGCAACCGCAGCGGGAAUGCGAUCGCUCGCGACCCACGGGAGGCGCCGCUGCAACAGCAGCCGCUGCCGUCGUGUCGACGGCGUCGACCAUACCGGGGCAAUCCCAGAUGUUUCCGUGGACCAGCACCGGCGGCCCUGGCGGCGGCCCUGGCGGCGGCGGCGGCUGCUCGGACCCGUUCACGCGCUUGCCGUGCGCGCCCGGUCCGUCAGUCAACCCAGCGGCGGUCUUCGUGCCGGCCUUCGCAGCCGCCCUGGUGGCGGCGGUUAACACGAACGGCGGCGGCGGCGGCGGGCCUCCGUCAGCGCUGCCGCCGGGGCAGAUCGUCGCACUGACGGCUUUCCUGCAUCGGCGCACCAUGCAGCUUAAACAGCAAAUUAUGCAAAUCGAGCAGCUGCAACGACAGCAACAGCUGCAAGAGGUGCCGUACUGCGGAAAUUUCGCCAGGCAGGCGUCCAGUAGUAUGGCGGUCGGCAACUUCAGCGGCGACGGCACUGCUGCAGCUUUAAGCGCCGCAGGUGCCGUGUCUCCUGACGUGGAGGCGAUUGGGGAUGCGGCUCAGCAUGUUCAGAGCGGGGCGCCCGGCCGGCCGGAUAUCGCUGCCGGCGUCGCCGCUGCGUUACCGGCUGCUCCGCCAGCAUCCGGACCAGGACCACCGCCACCGCCACAACCCGCAGCAGCAGCAGCCGCAGCCGCUCCGGAGCCUAGGCUUGGAUUGGCACAGGCCCCCGCGACGUGUGUACGAGAGUCCAUGCCGCCAGCAGCAGAGCGGGAUUCUGCGCUGCAAGCAGAAGCAGCAGCUGCGGCAGCGGCGGCGGCGGCGGCCCCACCGGACGCCGCAGCUACAGCGCCAAAACCCGCCAGGCCGCGUUUAAGUGCUGUCGAGCGGCUGGAGUUGAUGCGGCAGCGGAGAGCGCAGGCGGCGGCGGCGGCGGGAGCGACGACGGCGGCAGCGGCGGCGCAGGGCCGCGGUCACCGUGGGGGGUUGCCUUCGGGUCGCGCGGCGCGUCAGGCAACAGCGGUACAUCGGGAGCAAAGCGGUGAGUCUCGCCUGGCCGCGCUGCGCUUGGAUGGGGUGUUGGGGCGGCUGGGCUGGCGGGCUGCUUUGUUCCUUAUAUGGGGAUGGUGUAGCCGGGCCCUAGGUUGUGGCCCCCUCCCCAUCACCUCACCUCCCUCAUGGCUCCAGGCUGAUGGUGCCCCGUUAGGCGCUGCCGCUGUCAAGCGCGGUAGUGGCCCCGCCGUCGACGUCGACGUCAGGCCAGAGGAUCGGGAGGCUGGUGCUGCCGCCGUUACGGCGGGUGCAGCGGCGGCGGCGCAACAAGAGCCGACGUCUGCACCUCCCCAGCGCAACCUUGAGCUACGGCCGGAUGCCGCCGCCGCAACAGCGGUGGCGGCGGCAGCUCAGGCGCCAUUCGGGCCUCCUGCCUCAUCGUCGCAGCCGUCAGAGCUGCCGCCGGUGGCGCAGUUGUUGCUGCCUGAGUCGUUGCUGCCUGAGGGGGGAGAUGAUGGGGACGCUGGCGGCGGCGCCGCCGUAGAGUGCGCACAGGCGGCCGCUAGUAGUGUGGAUGCCGUGGCAGUACCAAUUGCGGCAGCAGAUGUGGCAGUACCAGACGCUGCCGCUAGCAGGCAUCCGCAGUUACCGCCAGCACGACAGCCGCCGCCGCCGCCGCCGCCGCAGCAGCAGCUGCAGAUCAAUGCACCGACUGCGGAGGUGCUCUCCGCGCUGGCGCUGCUGCAAUCGUUGCCGUCGCCGCCGACGCCGCCGACUGCGCCCGGUGCGGCGGUCGUCGCUGCCCGUGUAGUGGCGGCGGCGGCGGCGGAGUCCAAGGAGCUAGUCGCGCCCACCGCAAGCGCGGGUGCUAUCCCCAUGGCCACUGCGUCCGUGGCCGAUGCCACGGACGAAAUGGAGCAUUGUAACACCAUAUCGUAUAACUGUGCCGUGCGUUGUAUCUGCUGCGGCCGCCUCUGCCACGUGAGCUGCUUGACGGCGUACCUGGGGGGCAUGGACCGUGGGCGGCAUCAGCUCGGCCUGGACGAGCUAGCGUCCGUACAGGACCGACAGCAGCAGCUGCUACUGCCUGGCACACCCGCGCCGUGGCUCCUAGCCAAUGACCCCUACGCAGCGGCGAGUGCCGCAGCAGGCACAGGCCCGUCGCGAUCCGCCGCCGCCGCCACCACCACCGCUGCCGCUGCUAAUGGCGGCGGCGGGGAUCCUGGCACACUCCUACUUGCCUGCGUCGGAGGAGCAGCGGGAAAGGUCCUUCCUGGAGGGGAACCGAAACCAUUGUCUUCUGAUGGACAACCAACAGGCCCAGUCCUAGAACGACCCAUGGGUCACCAACCUGGGGCCGAGUUUGUGUGCAGCGCCGAAUGCGAUGCGGUAUUGCGAUGUCUGCGUUGGUUGCGAGAGAAGGGCUGCAUGCAAGUGGAAUGCAACCCGGCGGCGCUGGGUUUGGCCGCCGAGGCUUCCCUGGAGUGGCAGCUGGUGGAGCUCUGGCCGCCGCUGCCACCGCCGCCGGCUGCGGGCGCCGCCGCCGCCGCCAACGCCUUGAGCCGCGGUGGAAACGCUGGCGGCGGCGAUGCAGAUGGAGUGUGCGGGAUUGAGGCACGUGCAGGAGAGAAGGACGAUUCGCAGGAGCCGCAGCAGCAGCCGUACAUCGAUGUGGAUGGGCUCCUGAAGGAUCUGGAAGCUUGCUUGGAUGCGCCUGCCGCCGUCGGUGGCGGAGGUGGCGGCGGCGGAGCCCUGGUGGGUCUUGAUCCGUCCUGGAGGACGGCUGGCGGCCGCCUUGGAGGGCUGUCCUGGGGCCCGGUGCCGGACAGCAUCCGCUGCAGCGGCGGCGGCGGCAGCGGUGGCGAUGGCCGCAGCGGCGACGGGGCCUUCAAGGAUGCUGCUAUCGGGAGCGACGGAGGCGAGAGCGGAGGCGGAGGCGGAGCCGCCGGCGGCAGCGCGGCAGGCGGCGUUGGCCUGGCUGUACGGCAUGAGAUUGAGCGUGGGGGUGUACAGCUGGCCGCCUUGCUCUGGGUGGACGAGCAGAUUAGCGGCGUUGUACUUGUACAUGUGUACGGUGCUGGCGUCGCAGUGGUGCACGUGCCCGCUGUACAUCCACGCUUUGCUGCUCGAAGCCCCGGCCUGGCGGUCCAGCUGCUUCGCGUCCUGGAAGAUGCAUUGUCGUGCGUAGGCGUCCGUAACAUUUUGCUGAGCCUUACGCCCGCCGCCGCAUACGACAUGGUGACGUACAAGCCGGAUCUGUUGUACAAGCGACGCGGCAGGCAUCCGAGACUGACGGCGGCGGAGGCCGCCGCGCGCGCGGGUGCGAGCGUCGCUGCGGCGGCGGCGAUGUGGCUGGACAGCUUGGGCUACAUGCCCGCCGAGGCAAGUUUGCUUGCGGCGAAGGAGAUGUCGUCGUACCGAUUGGACUUGCCGCCGCCGUCGGCGCUGCUUGCCGCGGAGGACCCUCGUUGCCCUCCGCCAGGGCCGUACUGCGCGCAGCCAGUUGGACGAGUGCUGUACUGCAAGCACCUCCGGCGCCCUAUUGGCGGCGCAGCUGCCGCCGAGCAGCUGGCCGCGGCGGCGGCCGCCGCCGCCACUGCCGCCGCCGCUGCUUCCACCUUCCUCCUCCGCCGGGGCAGCGGCUCUGCCGGCGCAUCAUUGGAGAUCAUUAUCAGCGAGAAUGCCGACGGGAGCAGCGCCGGCGGCGCUGGGAGGCGUCACCUGGGGUCUGUCAUUGAAUAUCCCGUGUCGGAGGGACUACAGGGUCAGGGCGAGGGUCAGGGUCGCGGACGCAGCCGGGGGGGAGGGCGGGGGCGGGGGCGGUCCCGUGGCAGGGGCCAUGGACAAGGACGUAGCCGCGGACGCGGACGCGGCCCUGGGAAAAGCAGAGUUCCUGCAAAAGUGCCGGCGGGGGAGCUGGGAGAGGGCUUGAUGGGGCUUUGGGAGCGGCUGUCUAGCGACGGCGCAGCUGCCGACCUUGCGGAUGGUAGCGGCGGCGGAGACGGAGGAGACGGCAUACCUCAAGCCGCCAGCGAUUGCGGUGGCGGCGGUGGCAGCGAAAGCGCGGCGACACCACCGGAUGCUACAGACGUGACAGCCGUGUCACUGAUGGCCGUCGCCGCCGCCACAGGCGCCGAGCUGGUCGCAGGUGCAACGGGCAUUGAUGCAGCCGCGCACGGUGGCGAUAUGGCGCCGGACGAGUGCAGGGAGGAGGUUUUGCACGCCGUCCCGUCGCUCGUAGAACCUGGCGGCGCCGGCGGGCCCCAGCCGUUCUUCGCGACGCCAAUGACGCCGUACACAGCCGUACAGCCAGGGCCGACCGAACGAUCGAGUGCCGUCCCAGCAACGUUUUCUCCGUUUAUUUGCCCCGCAGUUGAUGCGGAUUUGUACUGUCAGGAAGUGGCGGAGGCGGCAGCGCGCCGCUACCCGCCACCGCAGCUGCUUCUGUCGUCGGCGGAUGCAUCCCGGAACCCGUACUUGCCGCCGGUUCCAUAUCCUCCGCUGCGGCUGGUCAUCGACGAGGUGGCAGCUGACGCAGUUGUAGGGCCCAUCAGGACCGACAUCAAGGUGCAGCGUGGGGCGGCGGCAGCGGCGGGAGCAGCUGUAGCAGCAAUAGCGGCGGUGCAUUCCGGGGCGGCGGCGGCAGCCGAAGCCAGCUGCGGUUCUGGCAGCGUUGAUGCGGAUUUGUACUGUCAGGAAGUGGCGGAGGCGGCAGCGCGCCGCUACCCGCCACCGCAGCUGCUUCUGUCGUCGGCGGAUGCAUCCCGGAACCCGUACUUGCCGCCGGUUCCAUAUCCUCCGCUGCGGCUGGGUUCUCAGUGUUGGGCGGUUGGAGGCUCCGGUGCUUGGGCAGUAGCCGUGUUGGGCGGCGGCGCGUCCACUGUGGCGGCUGAGGAGGCUGUAGCGGCUGCCGCCGCUGAAGGGGCCGCUGCUACUGCCUGGGAGGUCAUCGACGAGGUGGCAGCUGACGCAGUUGUAGGGCCCAUCAGGACCGACAUCAAGGUGCAGCGUGGGGCGGCGGCAGCGGCGGGAGCAGCUGUAGCAGCAAUAGCGGCGGUGCAUUCCGGGGCGGCGGCGGCAGCCGAAGCCAGCUGCGGUUCUGGCAGCGGUGCGAUACGGGAGGGUGACGUACAUGUCGCCGCUGACGCAGGCGGUCAACUACUGCCGGGUGUAAUGUACGACGACCAUGUGGCGGAUAUCCCAACUGUGAAUGAUGAUGCCGUACCCGCUGACGCGGCAGCCCUUGACGCCGCCACCGCCGUCGAUCCGGCGGCAAUGGCUGGCGGUUUGACGGACGGCGAGCGGCCACGGAAGCGAGCUCGCGGGCCACCCACGGCAGGCGUCGUGGAAGCCGGCGGCAGCGGCGGCGGCGGCGGCGGCGCGACGGACGUGAGGUGUAGCGCUCAGGAGUCUCCGAAGGGCACUAUGCCAGUGGAUCACCGUUUAGCAUCGCCACGCAGCGGCAACGUGUCGCAGCGGCCCUCUGACCACGGCAACGCGGCGGCAGUACCGGUAGCGGUAGCGGCAUCGGCGGCGCCGCCGCCGCCGUCAGGUGUGACCCCGGCGGAAUGGCAGUUGUUCCAGGAGUGGCGGCGGCUGCAGCAGCAGCAGCAACCGACUGGGGCGGCGGCGGCGGCAGCGGCGGCGGCGGGGGCUGCGAACACCCGUGGUGGCAAUGACUGCGCGCAUCAUCUCAACAAUCCUUCCAACACAGACAAGCUCAGUCUCCGAUAA